Paramecium sonneborni is the source of this 178-nucleotide messenger RNA. The record is from the annotation of a GenBank genome assembly. NCBI's taxonomy places the organism in Eukaryota, Ciliophora, Oligohymenophorea, Peniculida, Parameciidae.
AUGCAUCUAAUAUUAAUUUUAUUAGCAAUAUUAGUGUAUUGGAGGCUAAGCACAAAACAACACCAAAAUUAUUUCGAAAUACAUUUUAUUAUGAUGAAGAAUACGACAAAGUAUAAUAAUCAAUAUGUUUCAAAAGUAUAUUAAAAUACCCGUUAAAUAAAAGAUAUGGACCCAUGAU